Molecule: messenger RNA, 1965 nt
Organism: Erythranthe guttata (spotted monkey flower)
Lineage: Eukaryota; Viridiplantae; Streptophyta; Magnoliopsida; Lamiales; Phrymaceae
Source: RefSeq, a predicted model, not a curated record
AUGGUCGAGGUGGAGAGAGCAUUCGACGUAAUGGAGACACCGCCGGAAAGGAUGGUUAAGGUGGUCGCAUAUAAAUUGAAAAGCGGGGCAGCCGUUUGGUGGGAGCAAUUACAACGAUCACGGACCCGGCAAGGAAAAGGUCUUGUACAGUCUUGGAGACGGAUGAAGGGGUUAAUGAAGGAUCGGUUUUUACCAUCCGACUACGAGCAACACCUGUACAAUUUAUACCACAAUUGUUCGCAAGGUAAUAGAUCGGUGCAUGAAUACAUAGCUGAAUUCUUACGUCUGGCAGAUCGCAAUAAUCUGCGAGAGUCUGAGAACCAACAAGUGCCACGAUAUUUGAACGGGUUGAGGGUCAAUAUACGUGAUCGAAUCGGUCUACAAGCAGUUUAUACCAUUGAUCAGGCUCAGAGUAUGGCGUUGCGAGCAGAGGAAUUUGAAAAACAGAAGAGUGUGAGUAAUUAUCGGAGAUCCACUCUAGAAUAUAAUCCACCUGUUGACAAAGGUAAAUCGGUAGGGCAAAAUCUUACUCCUAAUACCCCACCACCGCGACCACAACGGGUGCAGACAAGGCUGGGCAACGCAGUCGGUUCGAGCAACCAAACCCAACCUCGACCUAACAACAACAACCCCUAUGCUAGACCAGCCCCAAAUCUUUGCUAUAGGUGUCACAAGCCUGGCCAUCGAUCUAUCGUGUGCCCAGAACGCAAGCCGGUUGGAAUAGUAGAUGGCGUGGAAGAAGAUGGUGAGUUCGAGCAGAGUCUUGAGGAUGACAAUCAGGAAGAUUACAAGAGGGCAGAAUUAGCUGAGGAAGAAGGGGAUCGAGUCAAUUGUGUAGUGCAACGUGUUCUAUGUGCAGCGAAACAACUAAAUCAGCGGAAUAAUCUAUUCCGUUCUUACUGCUCCGUUAACAAAAAGGUGUGUGAUUUAAUUGUGGAUAAUGGUAGUUGCGAAAACUUUGUAGCUAAACGGUUGGUGGAUUAUCUGAAAUUACCAGUGGAGAAGCAUCCAUUGCCGUACUUGAUUGGAUGGGUUAAGAAGGGACCGACGGCUAAAGUAACUGAACAUUGCCGAGUGCCCCUCUCCAUCGGGAAACACGAUUCCAGCGAGAUGCUCUGUGAUGUUAUUGAUAUGGAUGCUAGCCACGUCUUAUUGGGGAGGCCGUGGCAUUAUGAUGUGGACGUUAUUUAUAGGGGUCGCGAUAACUCGUGCAUGUUUCAAUGGGGAGGUCGAAAAAUUAUCAUGCUUCCAUCGAACGAUCCCGUUCGGGAGACAAAGGCAGUUGAUAGACCAGUAUUUUCAAUCUCUCAGUCAGAAGGAGAGUUCGUGAAUGAGAUGAAGUCGGCAGAUGAGUGGUAUAUGAUGAGCUUCAAGCUAUUAGGGGUUCAAAAUGAGCAGGAUGACCACGAGUCAAAACCGGUGACUCCUGAGUUGGUGCAACCACUAAUCGCUGAAUUUAGCGAAUUGUUGUCUGAUGAACUACCCAACUGUCUUCCACCGAUGACAAAUAUUCAGCAUCACAUUGAUCUCGUGUCUGGCGCUAGCUUACCAAACCUUUCCCAUUAUCGAAUGAGUCCUCAAGACUCUGAGGUGUUGCGGGAGAAAAUAGAAGAAUUGUUGCAGAAGGGAUUUAUUAUAGAGAGUAUGAGUCCGUGUGCAGUUCCAGUGCUACUCGUGAAGAAGAAGGAUGGCAGUUGGCAAAUGUGUGUUGAUAGUCGGGCAAUCAACAGGAUUACCGUCAAAUAUCGUUUUCCCAUCCCGCGACUUGAUGAUAUGUUGGAUAUGUUGGAGGGCUCUAAGCUAUUCUCGAAAAUUGACUUAAGGAGCGGUUACCAUCAAAUUCGGAUUCGACCAGGGGACGAGUGGAAAACAUCAUUUAAAAUGAAGGAUGGGUUGUACGAGUGGUUAGUGAUGCCAUUCGGACUAUCAAACGCACCGAGCACAUUUAUGUGCGUGAUGCAUUAG